GAUUCAAUCACUGCUUUCAAAAGGAAAUUGGAUAAGCAGCUGAAAGGAAAUAUUUCAGGACUACAGGGAAAGCGAAGGGGAUUGGGACUAGCAGAGCACUUAUAUGUAGACAGCUGGCAUAAACAUAUCAGGCUGAAAACCCUCCUUUGUGUAUGCUGUCAGAAGUGCUGAGUUCUACCUGAAAUUUCCUUAUGUACAGUUUGCCUUUAGCUGCUGUCCUCCUGAAAGUGAGCUUGUCAGAUUUGGCACCUAAUUGACAUGGCGAUGGCAGAUUUAUUGAACUAGAUUAAAAUACUCUGGUGUGAACCCAUAACCUCUGAAUUAUUAGCACUGACCUCUGCAUCUUAGGUCCUGGAACGAAAAACUAGAUCAUCUCCCAGUCUGAUGUCUCAACAGCUUCCUGACUGACAUGCUGGUAAUCCCUGGACUGCACUUGCAGGAUUGACCAUGGCCCAAUCCCAAACAAGGGCUCUACAGGACUGAAAAAGGCCAACUCCCCAGAAACUGAUACCAGCCUAAAUAAAUGGCAACAACUAUUGUGUAUACCAAAUUCACAAAAACGUGAGAGUGAAAAUAAUUAUCCCAUGCAAACUGGCUCAUGAAUUUCCCGGAAAACAUCAGGGAACAACUGAAAGCUGCUUAAAGCAAUUGAAAUGACUGGAUUUCAAACAGAAAAGUCUCGGACCUGUAUAAAGUAUCUCAUGUUCCUGUCCAAUACUUUAAUUUUUGCAGGGGGGAUAUGUCUGCUGGGAGUUGGCAUCUGGGUUACAACAAAUGCCAAUGGCUUCAAGAACAUUGUGACUUCAAACCCGUUGAUCUAUACUGGGGCUUACAUCAUCCUGUCAGUCGGGGUAAUUCUCUUCUUCCUAGGGUGCUUAGGUUGCUGGGGAGCCAUCCGAGAGAGCAAACAACUGCUUAUGACUUUUUUGCUAUUGAUUCUGAUCAUUUUCAUCCUGGAGUUAGUUGCAGCUGUCCUUGCACUAGUCUUCAGAAAACAGAUACGAAAAGAUUACUUCUUAAAGGAAUUGCAGAUGAAGUACAAAGGAGACAAUUCCACAGAUGCAUUUUCAAAAACCUGGAACACCAUUAUGAUGGAUUUUUCCUGCUGUGGUGUAAAUGGGCCUCAAGAUUUUGGACAGAAUUCCACUUUUCAUGAACUCUUCCCCAAUAUGCUGUUACCUGAAGCAUGUUGUAAGAAGAACAAAACAGCGCUUGUCUUCCUGGACAAGAACAGAUGUUUUCAGGGAGGUGCUGGCUACAUAAACAGCAAGGGAUGUUUCUCAAUGAUUGCAAAGAAUUUUCGGAAUUAUGUCCAUCUGGUUGGAGCAUUUAGUAUACUAGUGCUUUUAAUUGAGCUUGUUGCUAUGGCUUUUACUACCUUUGUGUACCAGACCUACAACUAACAAUGGCAAUUGUCAGGCAGAAGAUGCAUACAAAUCACUUUUGAACGAAGGGAGAGGAGAAACCUGACAACAAGAAACACAGGACAACAGGACAAUUACUGUGGUGGAAGUGCAGAGCCAGCUAUGAUUUAGCCAAAAUGCAUUUAAAUGACAAUGUGAAAUUGAGUUUGAAAAGGAGUGAAGCAAACCUUAAUAAUGACAAAGGACAUUCCAGCCAUUUUUAUAUUGUCCACUCAGUUAUUAUAAUUGUAAUUAUUGUAAUUAUAAUCUCUGUUUUGUCCUGUUAAGAAUGUGCUACUUAACUAUUUAACAGUGUUGCUGCCCAUUUUUAAAUGGCUGUGUAGUGAGGUACAAAUGUAAUGUUGAGCUAAUUAUAUUACAGUGUAAUAGAUAAGUAUUGUGAUAUGAAUAUUCAUAUUUCUUCAAUGUGAUAUCUCAGUUGUAUUUUUGACUUUACAGAUGAACCUCUGUAGUGAAUAUCUUUUUAAAGCUUCCCUUUUAAUUUAUUAUACCCUCUAGUUUGCAAUUUAAACCUCCCCUUUAUCCUUCUUCACACCUUUGUGCUUUUGAGGUGGAAGUGCAUGCAACAGGCAUUAUGUGGGUCACCUUGUUAAUUUCUGUUUUCAAGCAACUCACACACCCUACCCUUCAAAUCCCUCCCCAUUCCCCACUGUUAUGCCAAUCCCACACACCAUCCCUCCUCCACCUACCAGUGAAAAUUCACUUUGUCAACCAGCCCAUUUGUGCUUGUUCGCUAGGGUAGGAGGUUGUUAUGUCAUGCUUCCUGUGCUUGAUCUGCAGGUAACAUUAAUAUUAUUAAUACAGCAGUAACAAGCAACAACAACCCCAAUGUAUAUUUGCUAUUGUGAUUGUGGAAGCUGUGUUGCUUUCCAUGAAGAUUUUCUUAACGGAGGGAACUGUUCUGUUAUUUAGUCACGCUCUGAUCCUAUGUCACUUCCUUAGUUUGUGGAAGCCAAUUUUUCUGCAUAGUGUCUAAAGGCAGCAGCAGAGGCAUAGACCUUGAUUAUAUACUAUUUAUUGUGCUACGCAAAUAGGAUCCUGUUGCCAAAGUUAGACAGUCCUCCACACAUUGAACACUUUUUAAAAUAUCUAAGAAAAGCAGAACUGGGCCAGAAUGAGGUAAAAAUUGCACAGCUCACAGUGGGUAAUAGCAUUAGGAGUGGAUGUUUGAAACUUUCCUUAUUAUUGCUUCCAGGGAAAUCAUCAAUAUGCCUUUUGAAUUUUUAUCCUAAUUUUUUUAUGACCUGUGCACCCGAGCAAGUCACUUGAAUAUCUGAUACCAGGGUCAUCAAUUGGAAUUUUACAAACUUAAAGCAUACAAGAUGAUGGUGCAAUGCAUCUAUUCUCUUACAGCAACUUGCUUAUAAACAGUUUAACUUAUGCUGUCUUUCUUCUGACCUACUUCCCUUUUAAAAACAGACAUUGCUCCAGUUUUAUGAAACUAUUGGAGAUCCUAAAUAUAUAAGACAAUGGCAGAUACAAUACGAACCACAACUUUACAAACACACAUUCUGUUAAGGCUAGCAGCUUGGUCCAUUUUAUAAUUAUUCUUACAUUUAAUUCCAUAUAUUACAUUUUAGCACCAUCUCUAUGUAACAGCACUGGUUCAUCAUCUAUGGUGGUGGAAAUCAAUGCAAAGUAACCAUUCAGCCAUAUCUUGGAAACUCAAACCAAAAAUGUCCUGCGGUGACCUUUUGCCUUGCUUUCAGUUGUCCAUAAACUUCAUUUCCAUUAAUAGUAAUCUUUUGCCAAAAUAGUGAUCUAUUAUUAAUGCCCAAUGGAUUAGAAAUCCAGGCUGAUACAGUGGAGAUUGUGGUUCCAUUGCAGCUGAUGGAAUUUAAAUUCAGUUAAUAAAAUCUUGAAUUUAAAGCAAGUCUCAGUAAUGGUGACCGUAAGCCCAUCAUUGAUUGCCAUAUUUAAAAAAAUGGUUUACUGAUAUCCUUGAGGGAAGGAAAUCUACCAUCCCUACAUAGUUUGGCCUACAGAUGUCUCCAGAUUGACAGCGAUGUGGUUGACUCUUUAGUGCUUUCUGAAAUAACCAGCAAGUCUCUCAGUUCAACAGCUGUUAGGAGGGGACAAAUGUUGGACUGGGCAACGGAACCCACAUCCCAUUAAAGAAUAAAAAAAUGGCAACAAAUUUUGGUUCUCUCAACUGAAUCAGAAUUCGUUUGGCAGUUAUCCUCCUUGCAUCUGUUAAAAUAUUUCUGCUUCAAUCUAAUUAGCUCUGAUCAGCAUCAUUUAGUCACUUUGGUUUUGCCUUGUCACUUGGGUUUUUCCCAAGUAUUUCUUUAAAAUUCUCAAGCUGACUCCACUUGAGGUAACUCUCAAAAUGUUAUGACAAACUAAGCUGUGGAAGCUGAAUAAGGAACUACGUCUUAGAACUAGGAAAAAGCAGAUUGCAGACUGAUGUCUGGAAUUACUUCAUGAGAGGAGUAAUCACUCGAUUUUGAAUGAACAGUGACGUAAAAGAGAUAGUACUCUCUUGUGAUUUAUCAUGCUGUUGGCUUCUGUAAUAGUAUGCAAGGGAGGGAAAUUAACUGAAUUCAUAUUUUGCAACUUAGGUUGUCUCACAUUUGGCAAAUAUAGAAGCAGUCAUUCAAUUCAAUUACAAACAUCUUGUGUGAUUUAUUCAAAUGUGUUUCUGAUUACUAACUUGUGCUAAUAUUAGUUACAUAAUUAAUUGUUUCUUAUUCCCCAUUGGUGAUUUACAACUUGGAGUUGGAAUCACUUGUAAUUGGAAGCGGAGUACAACAAGGGUGUUGUUUAUUACAAGUGCUCUUCAAUGUCAAUGACAAAGCAAUGAUUAAAGAAGUGCUUGAAGACGCACAAUCUGGUAUCUAGAUUGGGCAAUGACUGAUAACAUUAGUUCGACUUGCGUGUGGCUCAAAGAUGGAAAAAAGUUACAGUGCUUGUAGUUAGAUUGCUAACAGCAGUCAGGAUCUUGGGAAUGAAAAUGAACAUUGACAAAAUCAAAAUGAUUCGUGUCUCAAAAUUGCUAAAAAAAUUCAUAUUUCAUUAAAAAGAAGAGAACCAAAACAGAUGCAAGAAUUCAAAUAUCUGGAAAGCAAUAACAUCUGCAGUUAGAAAGUUCAAUAAAGAAAUAAGAACAAGGACGGCAAUAGGAAAGGGCGUAGCUGUUAAAAAGAGGAGGUGGCUAACCAGAAAGCUGAAUGUGAUUUGCAGACAGCUUGAUUUCCAGGAUUGUUUUGUAUGGAUGUGAGAUGAGGACAUAGUGGAAAGAGGGGACCAACUUUCCAAAUAGUUUUGAAAUACAGAUUUGGAGGAGAAUGAAAAGGAUCUGCUGGACAGAGAAAAAUAAUCAGUGAUGAAGUAUGGUGUUAGUGAAUGAAGAAAGAAAUUUGUUGAACAUGACUGGGGAAAAGCAGGGAGCCAGGUCCGGAUGGUGGCUCAAUGGAUAGCACUGCUGCUUCAUGGCACCUGGGACCUGGGUUUGAUUCCAUCCUUGGGCAACUGUCUGUGUGGAGUUUGUGCAUUCUCCCUGUGUCUACAUGGGUUUCCUCUGGGUGCUAUGGUUUCCUCCCAUAGUCCAAAGAUGUGCAGAGUAGGUGGGUGGGCCAUAGGGUAAUGCAGGGUUACAAGGACUGGAUAGCGGGUGUGGGUCCAGAUUGGAUGCUCUUGGGAGGUUUGGAUGGGCUGAAUGGCCUUCUUCCACAGUAGGAAUUCUUUGAUCUGAAGAGGAAAAGGGCUUGUAAAAGAUGGUAUGGAGGGAAGGUCUCAAGGAAAAAGUGAAAGGAAGAGAACAUGAAUGUCAGAUGUUUAGACAAUUGAAGGAAGUUAUUUGUAAUUUAAAAUAAUGCGGCCUGGAAACACAUGGAAAGACUAUCACAAGCCAUGGUCCUGCUCCUAGGCAAUGUAUACAUUAUGCUAAUAUAAUUAAUUGGGUUUUGUUACUGGUUUGAAGCUAUUUAUGGACCUGUUCUGUCUAAAUCUUCAAAAAGAGAAACAUUUUAAUCAUACUUUCACACUGCAGUUGCAAACCGUUAUAAUUUACUGUAUAGGCACUAACUAAUGUUACCAUUGGUUGUAUAAAAAAGUUACUGCCCCCAUUCACUUGUAUUUGCUAUUCAAUA
This is a messenger RNA of Stegostoma tigrinum, 5515 nucleotides long. Its product is annotated as tetraspanin-18-like. Gene Ontology annotation, cellular component: membrane. NCBI's taxonomy places the organism in Eukaryota, Metazoa, Chordata, Chondrichthyes, Orectolobiformes, Stegostomatidae. The record is from RefSeq and is a predicted model, not a curated record. The transcript has 12 exons. The coding region runs from base 654 to 1403 and encodes 249 amino acids.